UGUGAUUCCAGUAUUGCGAAGGGUUUAAAGUAAAUAUUGCAUUACUAGUGUUACCGCUGGUGAUUUACGUGCGAUAGCAGUACAUGAAAUUUGUCUCCAUCAUCUCAGUUGUUUUGAUUUAGCUGAGAGAAACACGUCUGAAGAAAAUGUUUUCGCCUCACCGUCUAGCAGUCUGUAUGGUCCUCUUAGAGCAACGCCAGCGGAGCUGCAGCCUCAUACAGAUGCGUUUGAAAAAUUAUCUCAAUCGUCCCCGGCUUCGUAAUCCCGUGUGGUUCACGAAAAAGACACGCACGCUACACAAUGAACAAUUUACCGCGGAUAAUACAGCCUUCCUGAAUGAAGUAAAGCGGGAAACCAUACUGGCGGCUUCCCAGCGUAGUCAGGCAACAUUGCUGAACAUAGAACAAAGCGGGCAGCUGGCCCAAUGGAGUCCGGGUCUGAAGCGUACCGGUGUGAUUGCGAAAAAGAUUGGACAGUACCCGAUGUGGACGAAAGAUGGACGGAAAGUUCGUACCACAUUGCUGCAGAUAAUCGAAAACGAGGUGGUGAAGUAUAUACCGCCGGAAGAGUACCGACCGGCACAGGAACCACGGCAAAGCCGCAACUGGCGCAAACCGUACGGUUGUCUGUUGGUCGGCGCGGAAAACGGUGACCCAUCGCUCUUCACCAAAGAGUACGCCGGCCUGUUCCAGAAUUCGGGCGUACUGCCGAAGAAACAUUUGUGCCGGUUUAUCAUCUCACCGGAAGCUCAGCUGCCGACCGGUACCGCGCUGACCGUGAAUCACUUCCGCGUCGGAGACUACGUGGACGUACGGGGUCUUACCGUGGACCGGGGAUUCCAGGGUGUGGUGAAACGCCACGGAUUCAAGGGUAUGCCGAAGUCGCACGGCGUCACCAAGACGCAUCGCAGGCCGGGCAACAUCGGUGCUGGUGGUAAUAAGGCACGUGUGUGGCCUGGUACACGUCUGCCUGGGCACAUGGGGAACCGGUGGCGCGUGUUGCGCGGUCUGCAAAUUCUACGCAUCAAUCCGCAGUACAAUGUGAUGUGGGUGAUGGGCAGCAACAUUGCAGGCAACACGAACGGGAUCGUGUACAUCUACGAUACAAUACUUCCGUUGCGGCAGCACGGUUCGAAAGGUGGACCAGCCGGUACACCACCGUUCCCGACCGCGCUCGAACCCGUGCCGGCAAACAGUGGUGACGUUUGGCUCGAAGAGUUGCACGAUUUCCGCAAGCUGUCAAUCACGUACAGUUCAGGCAAUGAAUAGAUUUUGUUCAACCAAAGGGUUGCGCUUCUACCCGCCAUAGAAUAAUGGUAAAAGAAAAAUUAAAUUACCCAAUAUGCUCUAUAUGAGUACAUAACAUUAAAACAGAAAAUUGUUUAUCUUAUAAAUUAGUUCCCACAAGCCUUCAAUUCGAUUGAUGUCAUGAAGUUGCUCUAAUUUAAGCCGCAUCCAGCCGCUUUCUUUCAAAAGCAAAAAGCAAUAUAAUGUUCGUUGUUGUUGCAUCCAUUAUUCAUUCAUGGUUCACUGUACACUUGGCAUUUACCACAUACGCGCUUCACAUUAACAACUCUCAGCGACUGCUGGAAUAACAUCAUUUACAUUUACCCCAACCGAACGUACACCGUUCGUCUCGCAACCACCAUUCUGUUCCCCAUCGCAACCGUUGGUUGUAUUUUUGGUCGGCAGCAUGGCACCGUUGCGUAUCAGCUCGUCGCGCGAUUCUACCCCACGUUUCAGCAG
Molecule: messenger RNA, 1745 nt
Organism: Anopheles moucheti
Lineage: Eukaryota; Metazoa; Arthropoda; Insecta; Diptera; Culicidae
Gene: mRpL3
Product: 50S ribosomal protein L3
Exons: 4
Coding region: 147-1268 (373 amino acids)
Biological process (GO): translation
Cellular component (GO): ribosome; mitochondrial large ribosomal subunit
Molecular function (GO): structural constituent of ribosome
Source: RefSeq, a predicted model, not a curated record